Messenger RNA from Tripterygium wilfordii, 2813 nucleotides. Its product is annotated as WEB family protein At5g16730, chloroplastic-like. NCBI's taxonomy places the organism in Eukaryota, Viridiplantae, Streptophyta, Magnoliopsida, Celastrales, Celastraceae. The transcript is spliced from 3 exons. The coding region runs from base 948 to 2741 and encodes 597 amino acids. The record is from RefSeq and is a predicted model, not a curated record.
ACUUUAAAACUAUAUCUUCUUUCUUGAUUCUCUUACAGAUUUUGCUCCUUCAAAAAAUUAUAUUUAACUAAUAACUUAUCGCCCAAAAAACUAAGCUCUAGUUAAGUUUUUAUUUUUCUCCUCAAAUUCUAGCCGAGUUCUUAAAACUUGUCAAAGACUCAAAGUACAUAAUUCUAAUAUUAUUAACAAGAACAAUUACUAUUUUCCAGUAAUUGUUAGAAUAGAACUUCACAUAAAUCUUCAAAGAAAAUUUCUCAUACGCCACAGGUCCUGUGCUCUCUGUCUCGCUGCAAGAUUUCUUUCUACACAGGAAGUAUAUGUUUAUAGUGUCAAAAUUGGAGUCAUAGCUGGAGCCGGUAAGAUUGAAGCUGCCUACCAACUGUUCGAUAAAAUGCCAACAAAGGACGUUAUCGGGUGGAAUGCUAUCGGAACUACCUGCUGGCAAAAUGGGUGUCUCCAAGAAUCAAAGAGACUUUUUGAAUUGAUGCCUCUGAGGAAUUUAGUGUCAUGGAAUUGACGAUUGCCGGAUGCGUCGAGAAUGGGAUGGUCGAUGAGGCAUUCGGCUUGUUCCGGGAGAUAUGCCUUAAGAGAAUGGGAUGGUCAAUUACGUUUUGGAACGCGACGAUAUCUGGUUUUGUCAGAUAUGAGCGUGUAGAGGAGGCUAGUCGACUUUUGAAGAGAUGCAAGGGGGAUUGUGAUAGCUUAUACGGCCAUGAUACAUGGGUACGGUAUACGAAGAUAGGGGAGGUUGAGAGGGCGAGGCAGUUGUUUGUUUGAUUGCGAAGAAGAAUCAGCCAUUGUUUGUAGCUAAGGCAAUCCUUGCAUCAAUCUAUUGCAAAAAGGAGGAACAAUCUUAUAUCUGAAAUCCAUCAGAUUUCACGCAACUCUCCUUAAACGACAAAUUUAUCUGAGAAUCGAUUGCAAGAGUUUCGGAGAUCCAACGUCAUAUGACGCAGAUUGACGAGGAGCUGAUGAAAAUGAAGGAGAGACUGGGUGUGGCGGAGGAAGAAAGAGAUCGAGCACUUGGCCAACUUGGAGAAAUAAAGGAGGUUACAGAGGCCAAUUCCCUUAAGGAAUUGUUAUCAAAUAUGGCUCAACAAUUGAAGGAGAAAGAUGCACUAUUGGAGAAGUUGAAAGAGGAAUUGAGUAAUUUCAAAGCCACUGAUGCUUGCCAAUCUGAUUUAUCGUUAAGAAGCGAUAACCGAAUUCAAGAACUUGAGGCAGAUGUAGACAAAUGGAAGAAUUCUGAAACAAAAUUGUUGGUUUCAUUUGCUGCUCAGACAAAACAGCUGGAGCAGACUAAGAUUUCCCUAGAAGAAUCAAAGCUUGAAAUUUCUUCGCUUCAAGAGAAGGUGAAGAAAUCAUCAGGGCAGAAGUCCAAUGAUCUUCAUCCUUCAAUGAAGGAUCUUCGACCUUCAAUGAAGGAAGCAUUAGAGAGUUUCAAGUCUGAGCUUCAAACGGCAAAACAGAUUUUGGUUCAAGCCAAAGAGGGCGAGAAACUCGCUUUGUCGAAAGCUGCGAGCUUACUGAAGGAGAUGGACUUGCUUAAACAAGAACUGAAGAUAGCGACUGAAGCCGAGGAAAUCAGCAAAAAGGCCAUGGAUGACUUAGCUAUGGCAUUGAAGGAAGUCGCGACCAAAGCCAAACAGGUAAAUGAGAAACGUACCUCGACCCAAGAAGAGGUAGAGAAUCUAAAAUCAAAAUUAAAGAGCACUGAAGAUGAAUACAAAACCCGCUUAGAUGAAGUAAGGAAAGACGCUGAUCGAUUCAGAAACACGUCGGAGAGGCUAAGACUUGAAGCCGAGGAGACUCUUUUGGCAUGGAAUGAGAAAGAGACUGGCUUUGUUAAUUGCAUAAAGAGGGUUGAAGAGGAAAAAGCAUCUUUAAUAGAGGAGAACAACACGCUUCUUCAAGCACUAACUGGGGCAGAAAAUCUGACCCGGAAAGCGAAGGACGAGAAUCACAAGCUGCGAGACAUACUUAAGCAGGCCUUGAAUGAAUCCAAUGUUGCAAAAGAAGCUGCAGCGAUUGCAAGAGCAGAAAACUCUCAACUUAAAGACGUCUUAGCUGAAAAAGAUGAUGCCUUGGAUUUUAUUAUUAGAGAGAAUGAAAACCUUAGAGUCAAUGAAGCUUCUGCGCUAGAGAACAUCAAAGAUUUGAAGCGAUUGCUUGCGGAAUCAUCACCAAAGGACUCAAAACCCGGUGAGAAAGAUAAAGAGCAAGGAAGUAAAGCCAAUCAACAGCAACAGAAGUCCCAGGGUAAGGGGAAAAAAGACAAUAAGGAACACAAGGAACAGAAGGACAGUGAGGAACACAAAGACGAUAAGGAACACAAAGAUAUCAAGAAUACGAUUUGGAAAACAAUUAGUUUCAAUCUGAAGGAUCUAAAAAUACAAACUCACAAAGAGGCCGUAGAUGAUGAACACCAAAAAACUCAGACCAAACACAAGGCGGAAGAACCACAAGAUGAAGGUGACGAUGAGGCGACACCAGAAACUGAUGACAUGAUGAAGGGUUCGAUAUUUGACAUGGCAGAGACUCCGGUUUCAAAUACUGAGCAUCAUCGUAAGAAGUCUUCUUCGACGUUCACAUUCACUGUAGAUGGAGAGACAUUAUCUUCAGAGGAUUUGGAGCAUCUUGAGGGCACUCAUUGUGAUGAUGAGAAUGACAGAAACUCAAGAAAAAAGAGGGCAUUGCUACGAAGAUUUGGAGAUAUCCUAAGGAGAAGAAGUUUUCAUUGAGAAAAAAUCUUCAUCCAUUAUCACUUUUUUUUGGGGGGCUAGUUUUUUUCAAACAUAAUUUUGAUUUUAUAA